Molecule: messenger RNA, 426 nt
Organism: Pleurotus ostreatus (oyster mushroom)
Lineage: Eukaryota; Fungi; Basidiomycota; Agaricomycetes; Agaricales; Pleurotaceae
Exons: 2
Coding region: 1-426 (141 amino acids)
Source: RefSeq, a predicted model, not a curated record
AUGGCCAGCUCAAAGCUCAGCCCAAUCCUUCUAUUCGCCAUCACUAUCCUCGUGUUCAUCAUCGUAACAAUCAUUGGUAUCAUCGUUCUUAGCGUGGUCGCUGAAUGUGGAUCAAGCCCAACUGACGAGAAACGCCGCCGCGGACGCCUGGACUACCGCGACAUCGAAUCACUCUCCUUCUGCCCUACGCGCCGGCGCGACAAGAACGAUAGAACUCGCACGCCCAAUGGUCUCUUGCAUCCCGGAACUCGAGAACGUUCGCGCCUUCGCCGACAUCCCUCCGCUGGUCACUCGCGCGUGGAUUCUGGUUCGACGAUAGAGCUGUCGCCUUCUUGUCCUGCGUUGUUUGGUACAGGCGAGGCCGCAGUCGUACGCGUGACGAUAACACCACCGACUCCAGCAAAGCGUAAUGUCGUGUAUCACUAG